UAACUCACCAAUUUUAGACCUUAACCAGUCGGAAUAAGGUUGAAGAAUGUUCAGUUAAUUAUGCCGAGGAGACAAGUAGACUCGCCUCACUUGUUCAGGCAAUUUCAGUCUCUCGCUGUGUGUCGUGGCGAGCGCGCGUGUCGCCCUCCCGUGCCCGCGUCGUGAAUAAUUUAAAACCCGACCGAUAUUCUUAAGGUUACAGCCUAUUUCCACACGAAAAUCUAUUAUACUUAAAAAUUAUACUUUAAUUAACUUGUGAUUGUGUAGUGGAAACUUAUGGGCUACUGAUGUGUGUGAGCGUGCGUCGUUCGCCUGUCGAUUCGGUGUGUUAAGUAAGUUUUUUGAAGUGUUCGCGAGUGUGUUCUUGUGGGUGAGCACCCUGGUAUUUAGUCUGUGGAAAGAAACGGCAUGGUAUGAGCAGUGCGGUGGGCGCGCAAUGCGGCGCGCGCCGCUCGCGCAUCCCGCCGCCCUUGCCGUCGCGCUAUCCAUAUUGCUACGACUUGUUAACGCUGGUUCAAUGGGUCCCGGGGUACCUGAGAACAUCACAGUGACGUUCCUGAACCCCACCACGGUGCGAGUGUCGUGGUCCACCACGGCGGACUUGGUGGAGAAGUAUGACGUCACGUAUAAGCCUUCUGACGCGAGUUACAGAGUGGUUCUGGAGGUGGCCGGGAACUCUGACGCGGUCAUCCUGAGCGGACUGGAGGCGGACACGCAGUACCAGGUCACCGUCGCCGCGUUGUGGGGGGGCCACAAGUAUAGGAGUAGACCUAUUGUCUUCCGCACACUGGAGCCGCCGCGGACGUCACCGCAGCAGGACGGGGGGCUGGCUGGCACGGCGAGGUCUUCAGUGAGCCCGCCCGAUCCCUCACCUACCUUCCCUACGAUACGAGGGGUAGAAAUCGGCAUAGUAGUGCUGGUCCUUCUGGUGUGGAUCGGCGCCAUAGCACUGUUCUUCAACCGCUGGGGCAAGAUACGCAUGCUUCUGCCGUAUCAGCCCGACUAUAAGCAGGAGCAGUUGAAGGUGCCCGGCAGCAGCGCACUUGCAGCAGCGGCAGCAGGCGGGCAGUGCGCCCAUUCUGCGCCAUCAGCCUGUUCGCACAUGCGUUGGUCGCACACUCACACGCAGAGCUUGGAGUGUGAGGAGCGUCUGCUGGCGCGCUGCAGUCGGCCUCGGGUCAACUCGGCUAUCUUCGUGUCGGCCGAGCCUGCGGGCUUUGCUGGCUUCGACGCGAGCGAGUUCUUGAGAAGACACGGCUCGCAGUCCAAAUUGUGUCGGAAGGCUAGAUCCGCCGACAACAUUCCUCUAACGUCAAUGAGCGACUCAUCAGAACGGCUUUGCAAAGCCAAGGCGCCUCGCGAAGAAACGAUCAGCGAAGAAGCCAAAUCAGAUGACACGGGCAGCGUCGAAACAGUCAAACACUUCGGCUUGCCCAUCCUCUCCGUCUCCGGACCCUCACCCCCUGACGAAGACUACGACCAAAUAGACGAGUACCUGUAGCAUUUCCACACCAGUUUCCAGCUCAAAUACGUGCUGGAAAAGCUGAGGCCACCCUGGCCCAGCCCCGCACAAAGCCCUUGAGACUUCUGCACUGGACUUCUUGUGUUUCGUUUUGUGAUAGCUGCCUUUAGACGGACGGAUUGUCUAGUGGGACCAUAGUCUUUAGUAUGGCGGGUGUUUCCAGUUUAAACCCUGUGGUAUUCCUCUCCUUUACAUUGUAUUUAUUGUAACUAUCCAAUGUGUGUUUAUCAUAAGUAAAACGACAAUUUUAAUGUUCACUUUAAAUAUUAUAGGGUAGAUGAAUAAUUCGAAUUUUAAAAUAAUUGUAAUAAUGUCAGUGUAGUGAUACUGUAACGAGG
This is a messenger RNA of Cydia amplana, 1860 nucleotides long. Its product is annotated as fibronectin type III domain-containing protein 5. The coding region runs from base 437 to 1501 and encodes 354 amino acids. The record is from RefSeq and is a predicted model, not a curated record. Gene Ontology annotation, molecular function: protein binding. NCBI's taxonomy places the organism in Eukaryota, Metazoa, Arthropoda, Insecta, Lepidoptera, Tortricidae. The transcript has 9 exons.